Messenger RNA from Xiphias gladius (swordfish), 1395 nucleotides. RefSeq names its product glial cells missing transcription factor 2 (gene gcm2). Gene Ontology annotation, molecular function: RNA polymerase II cis-regulatory region sequence-specific DNA binding; DNA-binding transcription activator activity, RNA polymerase II-specific. The transcript is spliced from 8 exons. Gene Ontology annotation, biological process: gliogenesis; regulation of transcription by RNA polymerase II. NCBI's taxonomy places the organism in Eukaryota, Metazoa, Chordata, Actinopteri, Istiophoriformes, Xiphiidae. Bases 1 to 1395 code for a protein of 464 amino acids. Gene Ontology annotation, cellular component: nucleus. The record is from RefSeq and is a predicted model, not a curated record.
AUGUCACGGGCUGAGGAGCGGGAAGAGACGGACUGUGUGUGUUCAGUCGGGAUGAAGUUAACGUGGGACAUCAACGACCCGAAACUGCCGCAGGACACGAAGCAGUUCGACCUGUUCCAGGAGUGGACAGACGGAUAUGUUCGUUACAUCUACAGCGCUGAAGACAAAAAUGCUCAGCGGCAUCUGUCCGGCUGGGCGAUGAGAAACACCAACAACCACAACUGUCAGAUCCUGAAGAAGUCAUGCCUGGGAGUGGUGGUCUGCUCUCGAGGCUGCACGUUGCCCGACGGAUCCAGACUGCAGCUCCGCCCAGCCAUUUGCGACAAGGCCCGGCAGAAACAGCAAAAGAAGCUGUGUCCAAGCUGUAACGCUGCUCUGGAGCUGCUGCCGUGUCGCGGUCACAGUGGUUACCCCGUCACUAACUUCUGGAGAGUCGACGGAAAGGCCAUCUUCUUCCAGGCUAAAGGGGUCCACGAUCAUCCCAGACCAGAGUCCAAGUCCGAGACUGAAGCCAGAAGAAGUUCAGUGAAGAGACGAGUCAGUUCACCUCCGUUCACACCCAAAAGACGACUGAUUGAAACACAGGCUCUGGGCCCCGCCCUUCUCUCCUGCGUUGAACCGGCAGACAGAAUCUCCUUCAUCGAACCAAACUUCCCGCAGCAUUACCCAGCAUUCCAGAGUCCAGAGCCCUACUACAACCCCCACAAUCCACUGGGAGAGGCCCCACCCACACUGCAGAAACCAGCCAAUCCCAGGCUUUACAUGGGCCGGCCCGGCUACGAGUUCCAAGGAUACCUGACCUCACCUUCGUAUCCUGUGACCUCUGACCUCUGUGACCCCAGGGUGGCCCCGGUCUUGGGCUCCUCCUCCUCGUCUUCAUCGUCGGCUCCUCUCUCCUCCUCCUCCUCCUCCUUUGACCCCCAGACGAAACCUCCUCCAGGCUGGAAGGAGUUGCUGAAGAGCUCUGCCCCCUAUGGCGACAACCACCAUUACUACAGUGCCGAGUACCCCUGCCGUUACCCUGGCAAUACCCCAGGGUCCCCCGCAGCGCUGCAGACCAUCAUCACCACAACAACCAAAGUAUCCUAUCAGCCCUGUCCGAAGCCUCCUGCAGCACUUCCUCCCUACCAGUCGUGUCCCAAACCUCCGGCCGGCCUCCCGUCCUACCAGCCGUGUAAUCCCCCAAAACCUCCGGGCCUCCCCGGCUGCUCCUCCCUGCUGGAUGACACCUCCCCCUCCUCGUACUCCACUGAGGUGAAGGUGACGGAGGAGUCGGGUGGAGUCAUCAAGUCUCUGUCGUUUCAGCCCGAACCUCUGCAGACCAAAACAGAGCGGGCCGAUGGUUACGACUACCGCUACACCUACCCCAACACGUACCGCUAUGAUGAGUACUGA